UAUCUAAAAGCACACAAACAAAACACUGCAGUUUUAAUUUUAAUCUCAUUGGUAAAGUAAGUAAGAAAUAUAUUAAUGCAAAAUAAUGCCUUGCUUGUUGUUGGUUUUAUAGCAAACAUAUCGGCAAGGGAUUUUUACAUUGAGCUGUAACCGUUUUUUUUGCUAGCUUGUUUAAUUCUUUUUUUUAAAUCACUUUUAAACUUACUUGUAGUGUCCCAAAGUUACACUUUGACAAAGCACAUCGGUGAGGUAUAUAAAAGUGUUGCCGAAGCAACAUUUCUGUUAGAGAUAUAUAAAUGUAUUGUUUAAAAAUGUUGAUGCACACAGUAUUAAGCAUUUUGAUAGUCUUGUAUCAUUUUGUUUUGGUAGAACACUGUAAAUAUGACAUUAUGUCAGGAAUGUUUGCAAUUGCUUCUUCCUUUCUCACAUUUAUCAAACCAUUGACGGUAUCAUUAUACUGAAUGCACUGUCAAAUGUAAGACUGGGUGACUGAUUUUUGUGCUAGAAAUUGCAUUUUUAGAUCACCCCUAGACGGUCUUAUAGAUAUACUUGUACUUAUGUGUAAGGGUUUAUUUUUUGUUUUGCCAAUGAUCAAGAUGCACUAAUGACAGUGAUAUGCUUCAGAGGGUCCAGUCUGAGUGAAAUUCUUCUGUUUACAAAUUGUACCAGGCCACUGGCAUCCCAUUUCCUUCUUAUUCUGCUAAUCACUUGGUUGGAUAAAGCUCAGCUGGUAAUUAAUGUAAUGGUCGGAUUUGUUUAAUGAAUCCAAUUAGGCUGUUGGGUUCUUUAAAAUAUCUGGACUUUCAGCAUUAUAUUUAACUUUUAACUAUGGCACUGUCCUUAGUCCAUUUCUCUGUUAUUUUUUCGGCAUUUUCAUUUUAAUGCGAUGCACUUAAGCCAUAUAAAGUGUGCAGUCCAUUUAAGCUGCGUAUGGGGCUUAUGCUUUGAGUGGCUCAGACCAGCCCCUUGUGUAUACUCCCUCUCACCUCUUCUGUCUUCCCUCCUGUGCUGGAGAGAGGAUCCUAAGGACCGUCCCUUGCCAAGAGCCUGCCCCCUGCAGAGCCGCUAUGCUAGGCAGAGCACGCUGGGAUUAGAACCUACUACUUCAGUGCAGAAAGCAAAGAAGAACAGGAGUCCUGGGUGCGAGUCAUGGGAGAGGCGUCGCAAGUGCAAAACUCACCUACUCCUAGGUUGGAGAGGCAGGACAGUGAAAACAUACCCCCUCUCAGAGAUCGUGAGCCAGACACCCGGAGUCGUGGGGAGGGUGAUGGGAGAGGGUCUGAGAAGUUGGAAAGGAGGUCAGAAUGCAGGAAAGAGCCACUGACUAAAGUCAACGGGACAGGGGGAUCUACAGAGAGACAUCCUGACCUGGAGCCUCCAAGACAUCUACCAGAGAGCGAACGUCCAUCACAACCCAAUGGGUGGGGUUUUGUUCCUUCUCCGGGUCGACCGGUGAGUGCUGCUUUUCCAGAGGGAAGCGGGCAGCGCCGUGGGAACUUGCCCAGAAAUCAUCCAGAGAAACUAGCGCAAAGACAGAACUCAAUGUCACAGCUGCAACAGUGGGUGAACCUGCGCAGGGGUACAGCUCCAACCGAGGACAUGCAAAGUCCCAGCCGAUUCUUCCCAGGGUCACACAGAGUACCCGACUAUUACUCCCAGUACCCUUCUCAUUAUGCUGAUAGCUACCAGUACUGCACACCCUCUAGUUCACGACCAGAUAGCAUCUGUUCAAUGCCUGCUUUUGAUCGAGGAAUCCCUCAAUGGGGUGUUGAAGACAAGCGGCAGGUCAUGCUCAAUGGAGCAUCAUACCAUCCACUGGACUGGAAGGAACCGGUGGGCUAUGGGCGGCAGGAAGUGUGGGGUCCUCGUCCAUCUCUUUAUUAUCAGGAAACUGAUGCAGCAUGUGGAUCUCUACGUCGCUUAUCCUUGCAACCUAGAUCCCGCUCGGUACCUCGCUCUCCAAGUCAAGGGACAUAUAGCACUCGUCCAAGGGUCUAUUCUCCCGUGCGCUCCCCAAGUGCCAGAUUUGACAGUGUGACAGGAGAUGAAAAUUAUGGGGACCCAGCAGCAUAUACCAUGAGACGAUCAGUCAGCUCCCCAAAAUAUGACUACAUGGGUGACCGGCGGCCACUCCCAGCGGGGAUGUAUUCCUACAACUAUCCUGCUUCUCCUCCUCUUCGUGACAAAAUGGAAGAGAUGUUAGAUCUGCAGUUACAGAGGCAUCUUGAUUUUUUGGAUCAGCAGAUGAGUGAGAGUGAGACCCUGAUCAGCAUGGUGAAUAAUAUGGUUCACUCCUCUCCCCGGGCACAGAUCUUCAUGCAAGUUUCCCCAUAUGCAGAUCCAUACAGAGAAGCUCUCCAGAGUUACAAGAUCAAUGAGCAGGAUACUGAUAAACUCCUUGGUCGACUUUGUGAACAGCAUAAGGUGGUGAGAGAGCAAGACCGCUUGGUACAGCAGCUGAGGGCAGAGAAGGAGAGUUUGGAGAGUGCACUGAUGGGAACUCACCAAGAGAUGGAGAUGUUUGGUAACCAGACAGCAUUUCCAGAGAAACUACUUCACCGGAAGGAAUCACUGCAGAACCAGCUGAUUAGCAUCCGUGUAGAAUUAUCCCAGGCCACUACGGCUCUAAACAACAGCAGUCUGGAAUAUGAUGCUCUGGAGGGAGAGGUAUCUGCUCUACAUGAUGCUUUGUGGGAGCAGCUAAACCUCAAUAUACAGAAUGAACUGAUGAACAGACACAUCCAGAGAGAGAUUUGGAGGAUUCAAGAUGUAAUGGAAGGAUUAAGAAAGAACAAUCCAUCCAGGGGGACUGACACAGCAAAGCACAGAGUUGUCACAGGUCCCUCUGCGACCUUCAGCUCCAACAGUCCAGCCAGCCCAUUGAGCUCUGCCAGCCUGACUAGUCCUCUCAGUCCCUUCUCACUCAUCUCCGGAUCACAAGGUUCACCCACUAAACAAACCACCAGUGAGGACUCGGGCCCCCCUCGGCCCCCUCUCCCUCUUUCGUACACUCCCUUGGACUCUCCUCCGGCUGUCCCUCCACCCCCCGGGGAGGGCCGCUUCCAGCCAUGGCCUUACCCCAUCUCCCCCUGCUGGCCACACAGUGAGCUGAAGCUCAGCUUAGAGCCAUAUAAGAGAGAAUCCCCUCAGCUUUCCUCCUCACUACCUAAUGAAGCGAUCAGUUCACUACAGCAAAGGACUGAGCUAGAUGCUGAUAAACAGCAACAAUCACAGGCAGUCAACAAAGUUGGCAUUGUACCCCCACGGACAAAGUCGCCUAGUGAGGAAGGACCAGCAGUGAAACCAUCAGUGGUUCGACGAGGCGGACGAGUAAAUAACGGACAACUCUCUCGGGAGCGUCCAAAGAGUGCACUUUUCCCCAGUGAAGUCAAGUCCAAAAUGAGUGUGGAGGAGCAAAUUGAUCGCAUGAAACGACACCAAAGUGGAUCAAUGAAGGAAAAGAGGCGCAGCAUGCAGCUCCCAUCCAAUCAGCAGACAGAACCAAAUAGUACCAAACAAGCAGGAUCUUACAGGGUGGUCAGACGGCAUCGCAGCAUCCAUGAAGUGGAGAUCUCUGAUUUAGAAGCUGCUUUGCGGUCGCAGGAGCCUCAGAGAAAUUAUGAGUCACCACGAGAAGAGAUUGCCAGACUGCGGAAGAUGGACUUGGAGCCUCAAGCAUUCAGCUUGGACAUCAGCAGAGAGCUCUCCACCCCAGACAAGCUCUCCACCCCAGACAAAGUCUUCAUUCCGGAGCGCUACAUCGAUAUGGAGCCAGAGAGCCCUCUGAGCCCGGAGGAGCAGCAGGAAAAACAAAGGAAAGUGGAACGGAUAAAGACCUUAAUAGCCAAAUCAAGUUUGCAAAAUGUGAUUCCUCUGAGUGAUUCUGAACUCGAGUUACCACCAGAUCCAGAGUCCCAACUUCAGGAGCAGGAAAAGCGUAUUGAGUUGUCUUGUGCACUUGCGGCAGAAGCAUCCCGGCGUGGUCGUCUUCUUUCUGCUCUGUGUGCCACCCCGAGCCCCCCUACGUCUCCCACGUCCCCAACUCCUCAGACCCUCCCCUCUUCUCCUGAGCGCUCCGCCUUGGGGGGCGGCAGCAGCAGCAGUGACAGCGCUGGGGAAUACGGGGCGAACAUCAUGUGUGUCUGAGCAGCAGUAGCAAGCAGUGACCGCUGCAAAGUUACACAAAGUCUAGGCACCUCUCUUGCUGCCUUCUGGGAAGGGCUCGCCUUUUCCACUGGACACAUGGAGCUCUUUGACAUUACCAUGGGAUGGGACAGGUGCCUGUUUUUGGAGGGAGCAACAUGAGGGAGUCACCAUGACAGUGACUUGAAUCCCACUCCUGACACUAAUCUGAUUGCAGAAAAUUGAUUGUCUGUGAAACAUUACAAAGAGGAAUAUAAAAAUCAUUGAACAGUCUUCAAAGAGAUGCAGCACGUCCAGAAACCACCUGAAAAUGUCCUUCAUAGAGGAAAAGACUAUCCCAUGUUAGUCAACAUAUAAGGGUACUCCGAUCUGCUAUAAAACCUUAGGCUGGUUCAUGUCCCUCAAAAAAAGUGAAAUAGUAGCCAUAGUGUCAUAGAUGUAGGUAAUGUGUAGCCUCCAUGUGACAGUGACAGCAGCAGUAAGUUGGUUCAUCAGGCUUUAAACAUCAAUAAUUAUAGAACCAAACGUAUAUUGCACAAAAGUUGUAGGUGUGUUGGUUUUAAUCCAUUCACUGCAGGCUUGCCACAUCUUUCACAUUGAGCCUAUAAUAUUUGUGCUCUCUGGAAAAUCUCUACAGGCAAACCUAGCAAUAACAGAGUAACUUACUCAGAGAGUCCAAACUACAAUCUAUGUAUAUUAAGGGCCAGGAAUAACCCAUACCUGGCACAGACCAUUAAUAUAGUGUACAAUACAUAUCUCUCUCUCUCUCUCUAUAUAUAUAUAUAUAUAUAGCUAUAUAUAUUUUGCUUCAAAGGAACAAUAUUUAUUGUAUGUAUAUAAUGUGGGGAACAGUUGGGUUUAAAUGUUGUGGAUGUGUUGCGAAUAAGGGCUUUAGUUGCCUAUCAAAUAAGCCUAUGACCUCACAUCAAAUGCUUCUCAUUAAAAGGGUCCAUAUAUUGUCCUUUUUUUAUUUUAUAUAUUUUUUUUUAAAACUAAAGUGACCUAUAAUUAAGAAUCCAAGUAUUCUAAAGGCUUCUCAGAAAACGAAAUCACAAAACUAAAUGGUACAAAUUUCUAUCGUUCCCGCAUCCAGCAUUGGUAAUGGGACUUCCUUGGCUUUUUAUUUUUUUCAAUCACCGCUAAAAGCAUUAACAAUGUGAAAAGCAGAGGUCACAGUGAAUAUACAUACAUCAUAGUAAAUAUUUUGCUUUCAGUUGUUAUGCUUAUAACAUUACCAACAUGAUGUACUUGAAAACAAUUCAAAUCUCAGUGUACCUUUCUAAGGUAAAUAAUGUAAACAAAAAAACAAAACAUUCUUUUAAUGGAGAAAAGUAUGAAAAAUCUAGGUCAAUCAGCUCUGCGGCAUUUAUGUAGCCACAAGUUAUUUUUAAAUACAGAUAAUUGCAUCAGCUUUUUCCUUUAUGGUGGAAACAUUAAUUAUAGGGAGGACAAUAAUUAGGAAACCUUUUGAAUGGGAUCUUCAAAUGGCUGUGCCAAUGGAGGUGUCGUCAGUUUUUCUUACAAGGCAACGCAAGUUUAACAUUUUUACAGACGAAAAAAUGAAAUCCAGUUGACAUUAGAAAUGUGAAUGUGUUUUAUACAUAAAAGGAAUUUAUGUGAAAAGCCAAAUUUGAACCUGGCGGGUUUCUUACCUGCCUUAGAAAUAUUGCUAAUGAUUUACAGGAAGUUUUAAUCUGACAAAGUAAUAACAGAAAGAGUAUACGUUUUUGAUCAUUUAUCAAGCUCCUUUAAAGAACUUUCAAAGAUCACUACUUUUAAUCACAGUGAGCAUCAAAGAUGGCGGCUAACUAAGCAUUACAAAGCUCUGGUUUUGAACGCAUAAACUUUCCCAGCUCUGUUGCAUUGUAUAUUAUUGCAACAGGCACAGCUGUAGUGUGCAAAUGGAGUCCAUGUGGCAACAUAUUCUCAUUACAGGGAUUCAUGCUGGACAGAAGCAGGGGCAAAGUCACUGCUGCAGUGCAAGUGGUGCUCCAAAACCCGUAUAGCAGAAGCAAUACCCGUGUUCACACGGGCAAUACAGAGAGGAAGAAGGUUGGUAGGUGGAUGUCAACCAGCAUUAAAGGGAUUCUAUUUUUUUGCACUUUUUUUUUGCCAUGCAGUCACAUUUCGGUCAUCUAAAGGAAUAAACUGCUCUUGAAAUUGUCUGAUACUGACUUUGCUAGCAUUAGGAAAUAAAAAAAAACAGCUAUAUACAAUAUGUGUGUGUUUUUUUUGUGUUAUGCAGAUUAUCAGGUAAUUAACUUUCGGAAGACUCGAAAAACUGGUCUCCCAUAUACUGUGCCAUUAGGCAAUGUGUUUUCCAUAUACAUUUUCAUUGGACAGUCAAUCAUGGUCCAUUUUAUGGUCAUUCACAGCAAUUCUACUAC
Molecule: messenger RNA, 6530 nt
Organism: Pelobates fuscus (common spadefoot toad)
Lineage: Eukaryota; Metazoa; Chordata; Amphibia; Anura; Pelobatidae
Gene: PLEKHA6
Product: pleckstrin homology domain containing A6
Exons: 23
Coding region: 1150-4146 (998 amino acids)
Molecular function (GO): protein binding
Source: RefSeq, a predicted model, not a curated record